Cryptococcus wingfieldii CBS 7118 is the source of this 1596-nucleotide messenger RNA. RefSeq names its product C-22 sterol desaturase. Lineage: Eukaryota; Fungi; Basidiomycota; Tremellomycetes; Tremellales; Cryptococcaceae. The transcript is spliced from 5 exons. Gene Ontology annotation, molecular function: iron ion binding; monooxygenase activity; heme binding. Gene Ontology annotation, biological process: sterol metabolic process. The record is from RefSeq and is a predicted model, not a curated record. The coding region runs from base 1 to 1596 and encodes 531 amino acids.
AUGGCCUCUCACGCCAUCCUCAACCCCACCGCCAUCCCGGACCUCGACUCUAUCAAGACCUGGGGUCUUGAAGGGCUCACCAAGGCCAACUUUAGCUUUACUUUCGACACCAAAACCACCACCGCCACCCUCCUCACUCUCCUUCUCUCCAUUCUCGUUCUCGAGCAGGUCGUCUAUCGCUCCAAAAAGGCCCACUUGCCGGGAAACAAAUGGACCAUUCCCCUCAUCGGCGCGUUUGCCGACUCUUUGAACCCUACUUUGGCCAACUACAAGGCGCAGUGGGACUCUGGAGCGCUCAGUGCUGUUUCCGUCUUCAACAUUUUUAUUGUCAUCGGUUCCAGUAACGAGAUGGCCAGGAAGAUCAUGAACUCGCCCAACCACGCUGAACCCUGCCUCGUCGCUUCCGCCAAGAAGGUGCUCCUCCCCGAGAACUGGGUCUUUGGCCACGGCAAGGGCCACGCCGACUACCGAAAGGCUCUCAACGUCCUCUUCACCAAGCAGGCCUUGUCCACCUACCUUCCCAUUCAAGAAAAGAUUUACCGAUCCUACUUUACCAAGUGGAUGACCGACCCCCAACCUGCCUUUCCCUACAUGAUGCCCAUGCGUGAUCUCAACAUGGACACCUCGCUCUCCGUCUUCUGCGGCCCCUACAUCUCUGAAGAAGAGAAGAUGGACAUCAACAAAAAGUACUGGCUCAUUACUCUCGCCCUCGAGCUGGUCAAUUUCCCCUUUGCCAUCCCCGGCACCAAGGUCUACAAUGCCAUCCAGGCCCGAAAGACUGUCAUGAAGGUUUUGACCAGAUCGAGCGCGGAGAGCAAGAUCAAGAUGGCCGACUUUGCCAACGAGCCCGAGUGCUUGUUGGACGAGUGGACUAGGGCCAUGAUCAACGCUCAGAAGGCUCAGGACGACGGAGAGACCACCAAGCUCCUCCAGCGCGAGUACAGCGACCACGAGAUUGCCAUGGUCCUCCUCUCCUUCCUCUUUGCUUCCCAGGACGCCAUGUCUUCUGCCAUCGUCUACUCUUUCCAGCUCACCGCCGACCACCCUGAAGUACUUGCCAAGAUCAGGGAGGAGCAGUACAGGAUCAGGGGUAACGACCUCGAGAGGGGUUUGACGCUGGACAUGAUUGACGACAUGGUUUACACCCGAGCUGUCGUCAAGGAGGUCUUGAGGAUCAGGCCACCUGUGAUCAUGGUGCCCUACCUCACCACCAAGCCUUUCCCCGUCUCCCCCGAGUACACUGUCCCCAAGAACUCUAUGAUCAUCCCCGCCUUCUGGAACUCGCUCCACGACGACACGGUCUACACCAACCCCGACGCGUUUGCCCCCGAACGAUGGCUGCCCAACUCGGACGGCUCGUCCCCUCUGGCCGAGAGCAAGCCGCAAAACUACAUGGUGUGGGGAUCAGGACCGCACAAGUGUAUCGGUGUGCAGUAUGCUAGUAUGCAUUUGGCGGCGACCCUGGGGACGGCGAGUGUGUUGAUGGACUGGGAGCACGAGAAGACUGAAUUGAGUGAUGAUGUGCAGGUUAUUGCUGCCAUCUUCCCCAAGGACCACUGUAAACUCAAGUUUACUCCUCGAGCCCCUCCUGCUUAA